AGUAAAUCUGCUGGCCAAAUCCCCUCAUGGCUCAAGCUGUGAUUUGGACCAGAGAGAUUUGUUUUCAGAGUGAACUCCGCCCUGCAGAGAUGACUACUGUAAAUGUCCAACACACGACUGCAGCAGGCCAGCAAAGAGUUUGUUUAAUUUGGAUAAAACAGCUUGGACCCGACUUUAGCGGCUCUUUUCCGGCGUGCUGACGUGCAAAAACCUACGUUGAGCCCAACAAGCUAACCCAACGGCAACUUUAUGCAGGUGCUGUGGCCGAGAUGUAAGAGGGGGUCAUGCCUUUGGUCAAAAGAAACAUUCAGCCUCGCCACCUGUGCCAUGGUGCAGUGCCUGAUAGGAUUGGCAACGAGCUGGAAUGUGUAACCAACAAUACGUUGUCCGCCAUCAUCCGCCAGCUCAGUAGUCUGAGUACACAUGCUGAAAAUGUUUUUGGGGAGCUUUUUAACGAGGCCAACACCUUUUAUGUCCGCGCCAACUCUCUCCAGGACCGCAUUGACCGCUUAGCCGUCAAGGUCACCCAACUGGACUCCAAUGUGGAGGAAGUCUCUCUUCAGGACAUAAACAUGAGGAAGGCGUUUAAACGCUCUGCUGUCCAGGACCAGCAGGUUUUGUCCAAAGGCAGCACUCCGAACUCGGUGGCUGAGAUGUACAACGGCAGCGACAGGCCUCCUCCCCUCAGCACCCUCACUGCCUACAGAGAGGAUUCCACAGAUGCAAUGAAAUUCUACUCAGACCCGUCUUACUUUUUUGAGUUGUGGAAGGAGAAAAUGCUUCAGGACACAGAAGACAAGAGGAAAGAAAGGCGGAGGCAAAGGGAACAGAAGCGAUGUGUGGAAAGCAGCACCCUUCAGCGUGAGGUGAAGAAGGUGAGAAAGGCUCGAAACCGCAGGCAAGAGUGGAACAUGAUGGCAUUCGAUAAAGAACUUCGUCCAGAUCACCGCCAUCCGCAGAGUCUCAACCGAGGGGCAUCGUCUGAGGGCUCACUCUCCCCCGACGGCAGGCCUGACUUCCCAGACUACCCCAUCCCUCCAUUGCCUACCCACGCUGCUUGUAAUCAUGCCAAGUCAAAUGAUUACAUGCCUGGGAACGCACACCCCUCACCACCUGUGGAGCAUGAAUACCACAGCAUUGAUGUCAACUACAAGAGAGUAACCUAUGCCACAGCAGAGCUUCACGCUGCAGACCGAUUGAAUGGUUCAAUACGUCCACCUGCAAAUUACAACUCACUCCCCCCACCUCCUUCCCCCGGCCCACCAAUACCAUCCGCCCAGACAGCCUUUGGUUUUCCUCUGGGCGCGCUUCCACCAACCCCACAUAAUGGAGCUUUGCACAUAGGCCCAGGCUACCCUCUCCCACCUGUACCUCCUCCAGGGCCGCACAUGUUCCCUCCUCCCCCAGGUCCCCCACCUCCACCUCUCCCUCCCUCAGCUGCACCAUCACACCCAGCGGGAUACAGUGAAGGCGGCAGAGCUGAGACUCGACCUGUGAGAGAUGCAAGAAGUGACCUACUGUCUGCGAUCCGCAUGGGCAUCCAGCUGAAGAAAGUUCAAGAGCAGCAAGAGCAGCUGAACAAGCAGGAGCCGGUGGGGAACGACGUGGCCACCAUCUUGUCCCGGCGCAUUGCGGUGGAGUACAGUGACUCUGAUGACGACUCUGAGCUGGAGGAAAACGAGUGGUCAGACUAAACACAAAGUGUAGCACCUGGCUGAAGUUUUUCUUAAUUGGAUCUUCAGUGCAAAUAAACCAAAAUGGUGAAUCACACUCUUUGGCUCCACCUAGUGGACUCCACAUACCAAACCACUGCUGCCAGAGCUCCCUUACUUCAUCUUGCAUUAUUAAUGUGCUGCCACAUUAAUGUUUAAUGAGGAAUCUGCAAGGGUGGACAGUUUGCACCAUUUUUCUGAAACGAGUGAAUUUUCAGAUUCACAUUAAGAAGUAAUGGAUUGUCUGAUUAAAUUGUAUGACUACAUGUUUUAUUUUCUACCACUAAUGAAAUGGAAGCCAUUUGUUUUCUCACUUUGUCAAUCUGAACUGUGCGUUCUAAUAAAAUGUCCUCUCCUGAUAAACUGACACCUUGAUCACACCAUACCCAUUGAUGAAAUGUGCAGUAGACCCUUAAUCUGAUGUCCCAGUACUAGGCCUUUUUCACUGAAGACAUUUAAGACAAGUUGCGGUAGGACAAGUCCAAGAAAGUCCAUAAAUAAUAAAAUGAUUGGCUGAAUUCCAUUUAGCUGCUUCACUUUCCGUAUCCUGGUACUAUGCAUGCUGGCUCGUUGUCACGCUGUCACGGCUUACUGGGACACUUGCAUAGAACAGAGCCAUCACUAAAGUUAUAAGUAACACCUGUACUUGUCCUAUCAUUAAACAGUAUAAAGUCAAAAUGUCUGUUGUGGAAAAGGCUUUUUAUAUAUGAGUGAGUGCAACAAUGUGAAAUAAAGCAUUGAAGAAU
Messenger RNA from Etheostoma spectabile (orangethroat darter), 2458 nucleotides. RefSeq names its product wiskott-Aldrich syndrome protein family member 3. Gene Ontology annotation, molecular function: actin binding; Arp2/3 complex binding; protein kinase A regulatory subunit binding. Lineage: Eukaryota; Metazoa; Chordata; Actinopteri; Perciformes; Percidae. The record is from RefSeq and is a predicted model, not a curated record. The transcript is spliced from 9 exons. Gene Ontology annotation, biological process: actin cytoskeleton organization; positive regulation of Arp2/3 complex-mediated actin nucleation. Gene Ontology annotation, cellular component: SCAR complex; cytoskeleton. Bases 285 to 1694 code for a protein of 469 amino acids.